CUCUCUCAUUGAUUCAGACGCUAUUACUUCCGUGUCAGGGAAGCUUUGGAUGGAUUAGCCUGUCGCCCAGAGGAUUCAUUAGGUGGUCAGAUCCUGGCUGGGGGUCCACUGGUUUGCUAGUGUGUGUGAGUGUGUGUAUAAGAGAGUGUGACUGUGCUGUUGAGUGAGAAUAAGUGCUAUCAUUGUACCCCCUCCCCUUUUCACCCUCUCUCCUCUCCUCGGAAACUGGAGCCAGCAUGGCUGAGGGGAAAAGACAUUGGAACAAGGAAGACGACCUGCCAGUGUACCUGGCCAGACCGGGCACCACGGCUCAAACACCCCGCCAGAAAUACGGGGGGAUGUUCUGCACCGUGGAAGGUGCCUACGAAAGGAAGACAAUAGAUUUCGACGCCUACAGCGUGGGGCGCAGGAGCUGCAAGGCGUCUCGCAGCUCCAGCAGACAGGACCUGCUGUCGCCGGAGUCAGACGGACUGAGUGAAACCGCCAGCGAUGUCAGUGAGGUCUCCGGCUCGGUCAUCAGCUCUCCCGGCGAGAGGGAGGAGAGAGCCCCGCUGGAGAUCAAACCUGCGACCGGCAAGGAGCUGCUCCAGGACUGGGAGCAGGGCAAGGGUGAUCAAAUUCUCAUCAAAGGUGGGAGGAUCAUCAAUGAUGACCGGUCUUACUAUGCCGAUAUUUAUCUAGAAGAUGGAAUCAUAAGACAAAUUGGGGACAAUCUAAAUAUCCCUAACGGUGUGAAAACCAUCGAGGCAAAUGGCAGGAUGGUUAUUCCAGGAGGAAUCGAUGCAAACACCUAUCUACUGAAACCCUACAUGAACACCACUAGUGUGGAUGAUUUCUUUCAAGGAACAAAGGCAGCCCUGGCAGGAGGAACCACAAUGAUAAUUGAUCAUGUUGUGCCCGAGAAGAAUGCCACUUUGCUGACUGCCUUUGAAAAGUGGCAUGAGGCAGCUGACAACCGAUCCUGCUGCGAUUACUCCCUGCAUGUGGACAUUCCUCAGUGGAACGAAGGCAUCAAAGAAGAGUUGGAAAUCUUGGUACAAGAGAAAGAUAUUAAUUCUUUUCAAGUCUACAUGGCAUAUAAAGACAUGUUCCAGAUGACAGACAGUGAGCUUUAUGAAGCCUUUACUUUUUUAAAGGAUCUUGGUGCUGUAAUAUUACUCCAUGCAGAAAAUGGUGACUUGAUUGCAGAGGAACAAAAGCGAAUCUUGAACAUGGGAAUUACAGGACCUGAAGGUCAUGCAUUGAGUAGACCUGAAGAGCUGGAGGCUGAGGCAGUAUACCGAGCGAUCAUGAUUGCCAAUCGGAUCAAUUGUCCCCUGUAUAUCACCAAGGUGAUGAGUAAAAGUGCAGCGGAUGUCAUUGCUCAAGCCAGGAGAAAAGGAGCUGUAGUUUUUGGAGAGCCAAUCACUGCAAGCCUUGGGACAGAUGGAACACAUUACUGGAGCAAAAACUGGGCCAAGGCUGCGGCUUUUGUGGCGUCACCACCACUGAGUCCUGACCCCAGUACACCUGACCACCUGAACUCACUACUUGCCUGUGGAGAUCUGCAGGUCACGGGAAGUGGCCAUAGUACAUUUACCACUGCUCAGAAAGCCAUUGGCAAAGAUAACUUCUGCUUAAUCCCUGAAGGCACUAAUGGUAUUGAAGAGAGAAUGAGUGUUAUCUGGGAGAAAGCUGUGGCCACAGGUAAAAUGGAUGAGAACCAAUUUGUCGCUGUUACGAGCACCAAUGCUGCCAAAGUUUUCAACCUGUAUCCAAGGAAAGGAAGGAUAGCUGUGGGAUCGGAUGCUGACCUUGUCAUCUGGGACCCAGACACAGUUAAAACAAUCUCUGCAAAGACGCAUCGCUCGGCUGUGGAAUAUAAUAUCUUUGAGGGAAUGGAAUGUCGGGGUGCUCCAAUAGUGGUCAUCAGUCAGGGGAACAUUGUCCUGGAAGAUGGGAAUCUGUAUGUUAAUCAAGGAACAGGUCGAUUUAUCCCUCGUAAGCCAUACCCUGAAUAUAUAUAUCAGCGUAUCAAGAUUCGGAACAAGUCAACGGAACUGCACGCGGUGGCUCGAGGGAUGUAUGAUGGUCCUGUGUAUGAAUUCCCAGUCACACCUAAAUAUGUCACUCCAGCUCCUUCAACCAAAACAUCCCCAACAAAACCACAGCAUGUACCAGUGCGAAACCUGCAUCAGUCUGGAUUUAGCCUAUCAGGUGCCCAGUUUGAUGAUAACGUUCCACGCCGUUCUGGACAUCGUAUUGUCAAUCCUCCUGGAGGACGCUCCAACAUCACAAGCUUAGGUUGACCGGGACUAGAUGAUUGAGCUGCUGGUAGCUGAUACGAGCAGUUUACUUACUUACAAGGCUAUCAGUGUUAUGAAUACCAGCCCUCUGUGGGGUAUUUCAGAAAAGAAACAAAGUGUGCGUGUGUCUGUUUGUCCCCUAGAAUGAAGUGAAUCAUGUAACGUAUUUUUGCUUGGAGUUGACUGCCACACAGUUGUGUUGCAUACCAUUGUCAUUUAGCAUGGUCCUGCCACUAGCGCUGUCCACAAUGACACUGGUUUAGACAUGUUCCUCGUAAUUCUUAAUAAGGGUUCUUUGCACAUUUUAGCUAUUAUAGAAGUUAGUGCAUGAUGCUCAGAGAUGCAAUUUCUGUUUUAUGUAUGGAAAAUAAACUCUUUAGGUCAAAUUGCCAAGAACUAAAGUGAUUUAGCCAGAAUUGUUAGCAAAACUGAUGUUAAUUUAUGGCACAAUAUCCCUUUUUUUUAUCAUCAGCAAAAAGAUAAUCAGAAGUAGGAUGGCUCAAACGUUGGUAUAGGUGUGCAAGGUAUGGUUAUCUCAGUGGAUUCAGUUACAUUCAGACUCACUGCAGCAUAGCCAUUGCAUUUAAAUUCUUAAGAGUUAGUUAUACCUCACAGCAUUAACAGGGAAUGAUAUUAAUGCAACAAAAAAAUCA
Messenger RNA from Chiloscyllium plagiosum (whitespotted bambooshark), 2938 nucleotides. Its product is annotated as dihydropyrimidinase-related protein 1-like. The record is from RefSeq and is a predicted model, not a curated record. Gene Ontology annotation, cellular component: cytoplasm; cytosol. NCBI's taxonomy places the organism in Eukaryota, Metazoa, Chordata, Chondrichthyes, Orectolobiformes, Hemiscylliidae. Gene Ontology annotation, molecular function: hydrolase activity, acting on carbon-nitrogen (but not peptide) bonds, in cyclic amides.